UCACAUCAGUGCAUUUUGUGCCGUCGCGGAAGUCGUUCGUUCGGUGGAUCGCGGUUUGCGCUCAUUAUUUUAUAAAUUACUUAUUUAGUUUGACCUAUUUCCUCCGAAUCGAAUUAAUUUUUGACUUGCUGUUAUGAUUAGAUAAUUUCGAACUUCAUAUCUCACUUUUAGCUUGCAUGUGGAACUGUGGAAGUGAUAUUGGAGAUAAAUUCAUUCGCCUUUCUUCCAAGUAAUUUAUGCUUGUGGAUUCGUAUUAAUAGGGUGUAAAAAAAUGGGUGUAAUGCGUACUGUGGCCUCUUUGGCCGUGAAUGGCGGGAAGCAGGGAAUCAAAACCAAUAGAUCCUUCCGGCCGCUGUUGUCAUGCGCCCCCGUAGCGAUGAUGGGUUUCGACCGCGGCGCCCACAGCCAGGACAUCACCAAGAAUAUCCAGUAUAUCAGCAACGACAAACUAAAGCUCACUGCCGACCCUAAGACCAUGAAACUGGACAAGAAUCCGAACAAACCCCUGUGCAUCAUGAUCAACUGGCUGCUGGCUCGGCAGAAGCACGUGAUGAAGUAUGCUACGCUGUACCUGGAGCAGGGCUUCGACGUUCUGUCCGUCUCUUGCACUCCAUGGCAGCUCAUGUGGCCGCUCAAGGGGACACAGUUGGUUGCAGCGGAUCUGAUCAAAUUCAUGUCUGAGAACGAGACUGAGCAGCCGCUCGUGGUGCACGGGUUCUCAGUUGCCGGCUACAUCUGGGGCGAGCUGUGUGUGCACGUCAUGAAGGAUGCUCAGCGGUACCAGCCGUGCCUGGACCGCGUGGUGGCUCAAGUCUGGGACUCGGCAGCAGACAUCUCCGAGAUCACCGUGGGGGUACCAGCUGCUGUCUUCCCCAAGAACAAGAUCAUGCAGAAAACUCUCAAGACUUAUAUGGAAUACCACAUGAAAACGUUCCAUGACGCGGCGACGAGCCACUACAUCAGGUCGUCUCAGCUGUUCCACACGAACCUGUGCCGGGCCCCCGCGUUGUUCCUGCUCUCUAAGACGGACCCCGUCGGCGCGGAGAAGAGCAACCGCAGCGUGCACGACAGCUGGGUCGAGAUGGGCAUCAAGUGCACCUGGAAGUGCUGGGACAAGUCUCCCCACGUGCAGCACUACAUCCACCACCCCAAGGAGUACCUGACCGCGCUGUACGCGCACCUCGACGCCAACGGGCUCGUCAGCCAGCCCGAGAAGAUGCGCAUGCGGUUAUAGGAUACAAAGGAACACGGGUGACCAGGGAAAUACUUAGAAUGAUCAAGAAUAUUCAAGAAUAAUUGACAAAUAAUCAUCUCCCAAGCGUCAUCCUGUUUCACAAGACCCGUUUACCCUAAAAUUAAGAACAUUUAAGGAUAAUUAAGAUAUCUACAUCUCUUAAGCGUUAUCUGGUUAUCACAGGGUCACCUUACCAAACAAGAUUCAUAAAGAAAAUUCUAGAAAAUUUUAGAAAAACUUAGAAUGGACGUUUAAAAUAAAAUGUCAAAUGAACUUUAUUCACACAAAACCAAUAUUAACCUAUGUGACGUUACAAUAAUUACAUGGCCUAAAGUUUUUUGUAACCAGGCCAACAAAAAAAAAAUACAUCCGGCUUUUAAUAGAUUAGAGUGAAAUAUCUCUCGUCUCUUUCGCGCUAGGCUAUGUACUAUAUAUCUGUCCUGCUCUCAAUCUACGAGGAGCAAACGGAUACGCAGUUUUAAAACGGUUUACAACAAAAGUCUAUGACCGUGAUUAAAAUGUAAGUUGUGAUUUUAAUUAAUAUAUAAAAGGUCGAGUUUGUCGACUAUUGUACGCUCAUUCUUUC
Molecule: messenger RNA, 1820 nt
Organism: Pectinophora gossypiella (pink bollworm)
Lineage: Eukaryota; Metazoa; Arthropoda; Insecta; Lepidoptera; Gelechiidae
Exons: 8
Coding region: 272-1234 (320 amino acids)
Molecular function (GO): serine hydrolase activity
Source: RefSeq, a predicted model, not a curated record